CAAAAAUAAACAAAUACCAAAUGGUCGUUUUUCUUUGCAAAUCAGGUAUGUUCGUCAUAUUUAUAGUUUUAAUUUACUGAUAUUGCUUGCUAUUAACUAUACAAUUAUGCUCUGUAGUUAUCAUGUACAAGUCAGUUUCCCCAAUAAUUUGAUUUUUAGAUGUUUUCAAAUGAUGUCAAUAUAUUUUCCCCUUGGGUGACUGCAUCUUUACAAUUAUGUAUAAAAGCAGCUUUCAAAGUAGCCGGUAAGUUUGUACUUGUACAGCUCAAUUUAAUAAAUAAUAAUGUAAAGUUAUAGUAAACUUUAUUUUUACUGGAUAACUAGGUCUCCAGUAAGGCAUAUACCAUGCGACGGUACCACCAGCAGUGCCAGACACAGGGUAGGGGAUGGAUAGCCAUUGGGGGUAGCCUGCAGCCCUGCAUGCCAGGCUCUCUGCUUGAAAUAGAACCUGCUACUCAAGUCGAUAAAAAGUGGACAGUGACAAUUUGAAUUCCAUGGUUAUUUUGGUACAGGCAGAGUGGCAGACCUCUCCACAUAUACAGAUGCUAAAGGCACAGAACACAGACCAUACAGGAGGCCAACAUUACUGUUGCCAUGUGCCUAGCCAGUGCGCUUACGAGAGGCAGGGCCGUAGGGCAUUUAUUGAUUUUAAACUUUAUUAAUUGUAAGCGGCUACAUUAUUCAUGACAAACUGCAAAGAAUGAAGAUAUUACCCAUACUUUCCUGCAACUUAUCCAAUAUAUAGUUAAUUAAAUAUGCCUUUGCCCAUUUAGUACCACCAAAUAUUUGUAAAUUUCGACAUACUAAAACGCUGUUUUCUGACCAUCAGAAUUCUGUCAGUUAUCUUCGCCAACGUCCAGGAAAUGGCAUUUCAGAGACUCUAAAUUUAAAAAUUUCCUCGGGCCUUCGGCCCUCACUUUCAACCACACCAGUGAAAAGAGCUUCCUAUGACCCUAACCUCCCUGAAAAUAUUCAAAAUAUUUACAAAAAUUAUGGGAGAUGUUCACACUCUAGGGCAAAUGCCUCUAGAAAAAUGUCCAUUACUGUAGCUGAGGUUUUGCUGUAUUUAGUAAUUUUCAUUUUCCAUUAUUUUCUAGUCUUGCGGAUCGACGCUAUAAACAGAUGCUGGAGGACGAGCAGAAAUGUCUUGCAAGAAACAAGAAAUUGCUGGAAGACAUUGAUAGAUUGGAGGAACAAAUGACAUACUUCAGUAAUGAAUGCAAGCAAGAUGAAGAAAAAUUAAAUCAAGCAAAGGUAAUAUUCUACAAGAAGUUACCAGGGUUUGUGUCAUGGACUACCUGGAAAUAUUUAGAUUUUUUAUCUUCAUUUAUUCUUUUUGCAGAAUAAAUUCAUGCAGUAUGUGAAAUCAGUUUAUCCUAAAUGGACAGAAGAUGUUAAGAAAUGGCAAGAACUGAAACAACGAUCUCCCAAGGAUGUUGAACAAAAGUUGCAUUCAACACCAUAUAGAAAUCAUCAUAGUUUUACUGAAUUUGAAAGAUCACCAUCUCAUUCUGUUCCUGAUAGUAAGAAAAAUUAUGGAGGUUCAUUAGAGUAUCCUAGAGAUAGAAUGGGAAAUUCAAGGGAUAAUGUAGGAUUUGGUAGAGCAGAUAUAGGACACCAUAUGGAUAUGAAUGGAUCUUAUAUGGGUAGGACUGGAUAUCCUAAGGGCACAACAGGACAUUCUAGGGAUAUGAUGGGUUAUUCUAAUGAUAGGAUGGGAUCAUCAACUGGUAGAAUGGCAUGCUCUAGGGAUAUUAAUCCUAGAUCAUUUAGGGAAACAACACAGCUCUCUUGGGAUGAAAUGGGAUUCUCUAGAGGAUACCCUAGGAAUGAUAUUGGGUAUCCCAGGAUGUACAAUGGUGGGCCAUGGAUGUACCCACAAAAUACACCCCUUGACAUGUUCCCCCACUCUGCUCACCCAUAUUUUGCACCAGUACCAUAUGGUGUACCAAGAUGGAGCACACCUGGUUAUGACCAUUGGUCAAACCCACAUGGCAGAAGUCAUGAGAAUAAUGGUACAGAUGAAAGGCAAGGCUUCUCUGGAGACGAUAAAGAACGUCCACAUAAUGUAUCAUUUGAAAGAGAUGAGAGAGGGCAAAGGGAAGGAAUGCCAAGUGAAGUUUUACCAAAUACUAGAAAUGGUAAACUUUAUCCUGAUGAAAGAAAUGAAUGUUAUCCUGAUGAAAGAAAUGAACGUUAUGCAAAUCAAAGACCUCGUGAUAUAAACUCCUUUCACAAAGAAGACUUCACUGAUCGUCACUCGGCAGAAAACGUACUUGAUAGAUAUCCAGCUGAUUACUUAAACAGACCACCUUCAGAUGCUACUAGACAAUAUCAUCACCCUGGCCAAACAUUGGGAAGAUCGAAUCAAGAAGCUGAUAGACAGAAGAAUAAAAGGGGUGAUGAGAAUUAUGAGAGAGACAUAGACCCAAGAACAUUACCUCAAAGAAGACUAGAACAGGAGACAGAAAAUUACGGUCCAAGUUUCAGAGGACAAGGUCGCAGCCAAGAAUUGUUUAAUGAUAGUGGUCCGAGGUUUAGACCACAAGAACGCAGCCAAGAAUUGUUUAAUGAUCGUGAAAGAAGCCAAAGGAAUGAUAGGAAAGCAAUGGAUGACGAUGAUCAAAGAGACAUUCAACAGAAACAUGAUGGCCUUUUUAAAGAAGAACAAACUGAUCGUACUAGAAUUUCUGCGAUGAAAGUAAAUAAACCAGACGGACACGAAUAUUUGGGAGAGCCUAUACGAGACACUAGAUUGAUGCAGUUGAGGAGCGAAGGCAGUGGUUAUUGUAGCAGAGAAGCUAUGAAUACAGACUCAAUAAGUUUACCCACCAUACAUCAAUACGAAGGCGACCCUCGUGAUAUAUUCAGUGAUAUUUCAGACAGUGAACCGCUGAAUGAAGAUAGUCGUGGUGUUAGUAAGCAGUCUAAGGUACAGAAUAAUAUUUCGUGCAGUGAUGCACUAAAGCAAGAUGAUACCAGUCGUAUUCACAGUCAAGGCUCCAAAGCAAAAGAUUACAGUGAUAUUUCAAAGAAUCAGUCGCCUAGCCAAGAUGGUAGUAGCCGAGUUAAGGGAAAGCACUCUGAAGGGAAAGAUCCACAAGAGUUCAAGCCAAAAGUGUCUAAGGGAAAGAAAGUUGAAUCAUCUGUUCCCGGAAAUGAUAGAGGAUUGUUAAAACGCGAAGUAUCUGAGAGUAAAAGCAGUGUUGUUGAAGAUUUGAUAGGAGAUGAUCUCAGCGAUUUUGAAGUUAGUGAAAGAGAGUUUUCCGAUGAUGACUUGGAAAGGAAAGAGCCUCUGAGCGAGAAUUUGAUUUCUGAAAAUGUGAAGAGAAAAUCUGAAGGACUGACACGGCAUAAAAUUGGUGAUAUUUCUGAGGGUGUGGUAGAUGUGACUGGGGUCAAAGAUAGAAGAAAAAAUCAGGGUGGUCUGAUAAAUGAAAAUAUGGCCAAAUCUAAAGAAGUAGCGCAGAGUGAUAUUUCGUUUGAAAACAUGGCUGGGGAUAGAGAGAAGAGUGGCCAUCCAAAUGAAAGCAUGAGCCAACAUAAAGAAGCAAGAGAAAGUGUUCCUCCGACGGAAAAAGGGUCGAAAGAACUGAGUGAAAUACUUGACAGAGCUCGAGGGACAGAUAGUAGUAAAGAGGAUGUUCUUCAACAAAAUAAUGAUGAUGACAAGAAUUUUAGCCAUGAGGGUGGUAUGAGCCACUCUAGUGAUGAGUCUAUCCCAGAAGAGCUAGCAAAGACUGAUAGUGAUAAUACUAGCAGUAAGAGAAUGACUGACACGAAAGUUAGUGAAAGUAAAGUAAAGGCAGAUGCUGCAAAUAUAGAAGGACUAAAAGUUGGUUCGAUUCAGGAUGAGAAGCAUGAUGCUAAAAAUACGGGAGAAGCGAAAGGUGAUUCUUUUAACGGUGGAGGAAAUCUAAAUGAACACCAGGAACUGACCAAAACAAAAAGUGUAAUAAAUACGGAGAAAGAUUUGGAAGAAGACAGCAGGUCAGAGUCGAGAGAAGCAGCCCUAAGUGUGGAGGGGAACAAAGGAAAACCAGGAGAAAGUGUGGAUAAGGAAAGUGAUGGCGAAAUCGUGAGUGAAGAUGAAAAAUCCAAAAGUGGUGUUUUAGAAGAGGUCUCAUUCUCUUCAGUGGAAUCCAGUUCAGAAUCCGUCCCUGUACAGGAAAAGAGCACAAGGUAUCAGUACAUGUUAAAACAUCUUUGGUUGUCUCCGCCAACCAUAUAUCAUCAUAUGAUAUAUUACUUGGCUAUAGAGUCCACUGUUAGACCACCAGUGUUGGAAAGUGUUGAAUGAUCACGCCUAAUCGUGUUCAACAAUGUUGGAUGGAAAUGAAUUUUAAACAAAAUUAAACCCGAUCCAACAUCAGCCAACAUUACCCAACAUACGUAGUGUUCAACAAGGCAGUAUUUACCCAUGGUCGAUCUUAUCACUGUACUUUUACGUUUGUACGAUCCUAGUACUUUAAAUAGUAAUUUAGUUCCUAUCUUUUGUUGUAUAGCAAGAGGAGUAAGAGUAAAACAAAAGAAAGUAUGUCAUAUAGUGAAGAUUUCGAAGAUGAAAAAAGUAUUAAAAGUAUUCCACUGACACAAAGUGCUGCUUAUCAGAAAAUGCUGAGCACAGUCGACGUUAGCGACGAAGGAGACGACUUAGAGGCAGAUUUUCUUGAAGGUAAUACUACUAUCGGAAUAUAAGUAAGAGUUCUAAACCGAGAACGCGGGAUAUAAGUCAUAUAUUUACCCGAGGGGGCACAGGGCCCGAGUUCGAGGUUUAUAACUUAUAUCCCAAGUUCGAGGUUUAUAACCGAUGUAUUUACUAAUUGAGGAGGUUUUUGAAUAAGAUUUCAUCAAUUUCAAAGACUAUCCAUAUAAAAUUUUCGCGUUUUGUCGACAAGUUUAAACUAAUUAUACAGGACGUCUAAGAAGAGCAAUUAUAGAACUGAUAGAGCUAUCUACUGGUAGACUAAGUAUAAAUAAAGCUAACUUGGUCGCAGUAACGCUUUUCCUUAUUCUCUAGGUACAAUGUCCGAAGCAAACACGACAGCUCAAAGUACACACAACAUGCCACAAACCCUUCAAGACUCUGGGACAACUUCUCAAAUAAACCUCCCAGCAAAGCCGUCGAAAUCAAAACCAACACUGUCCUUAUUCAGUAGCAGCGAGAAGGACGACUUUGGGAAUAGUUUUGGCAACGAGGGUGUGGGGGUACUCGCUCCAUCGUGGAAGUCAAGUGAGGGGACACUGUCACCACCAUUGUCCCCUGACACGGGGGAUUAUGUGCCCACUGUGUCUGGGAAAGUGGAAGACAAGCAGGAAGUAGGAAAAGGGGAAAAGGAAGUGUUGCCUGUGGAUGAAAAUAAAGAUGAAAAAGUGGAAACAGGGAAGAAGUUGCAAGAAUCUGACACAAAGGCUCGCAUUCAAGCAGGUAAAUUGCUAAUCAUCUAAUGCGUAUUUAUUUCUGUUGCCUCCCAGUUCACUCACAUGUAUAAUUCAAAUACUUGGUUACCUUUGUUCUAUUCUAUGCUUACAUUAUCAGAACAAUGGUAACUAGGCAUGACGGUUAUAUGAAAAGGUGAAUUGGUGGACAACAGUCCAUAGCUUACAAAUGUUUCUUUCCUAGGUUUCUGGAACAAUUCUGACAGUGAAUCAGAAGUUGAUUUACAGAUCAGUCAUGGUGGUAAUGAUAACAAUGAUGAUGAUGACUUUGAUUUCUACAGUUGAUCGUAAGUGUAUAAAAGGUUUAAAGGGAUGAAAUUUUUAUGUUCUCAUUUGAAAGAACUAUUGAAAGACAGUAUAAAUUAACUUCUUUUACCGAUUUUUCAUAUCUUGCUUAGUUCUUGAAUUGUUUUCACUUGAAGUAAUGAGAUGUCCGCCAUCUUGGAUAAAUUUUUGAUCUCAUUAACGGUAGUUUUGGUGACGUCACAACAGGGAUUAACCACAUAAAACUAGUAUUCGUUGCUGACCAAAUAUUGUUUGGUAGAUGUUUUAAAGGUUUUUAGCGAUCUUGAUAUUUCGAAGGGCAGACAGAGUAUAGUUUUGAGUGCAAAAUGUUUAGUGUUUGUCUAGAUAAAAAUAUUGCGUGACUCCUGUUGUGACGUGACAUGCAUAUCUACAAAAAUUGAAGAUGGCGGACAUUUCAUUUCUUUCAAUCAAAAUAUUUGUAGAAGUAAGCAAGAUAUGAAAAAACAGUAAAAGAGUAUUAUAUAUAGUCUUAAAAGUUCUUUCAAAUGAGAAAAUAAAAAAAUAUAUUGCCAUUUCCCUUUAAAAACAGUAGCAUGCAGUUGAAACAUAUAAACAUUGAAAUGUGCAUAAUUUGAAAGUCUUCAGAAUACAAAAACCAAACUGUAAGUUACAUCAAAAUAGGAUACAAGUUUAGUGAAUCUUAUAGCAAAACGAUUAAUUUAUUUAUUGUUGAUCAUUCUUAAUAUAUUUUAACUUAACUUAUUAUACAUGCGCGUAUAACGCUAGUACUCUACAGGCCCGUUUAUUGCACUUGCAUUUUUUGCUGCGAUUUAGGUGCGACUUUCCCAAGGGCGGAUUUUCAUAUUUUUAAAAGUGGAAAAAUUUCUAGUGGGAUGCAAGCGGCACCACUGAGCGAGCUUCAACAGUGAUUAGGCGUUAGGGUUAAAGACUUUCACACAAAAUAGGAGGGAUGAAGCGACAUUUUGGUGGGGUUGAACACUUUAUAAGAGGGGUUAGAGUGAUUCUAAGAGGGGUUUAACCCCCCCCCCCCCAACCCCCCAGUAAAUACGCCCAUGGACUUUCUUCUGAUGGAUAUUAUGAACGAGUGGAUGAGUUAUGGAUGUUCAUAUGAGGGUACAUAUACUCAGAACAUUCAUAUUAAGGCCAAAAAAAAAAUAUGUGGGUUUCCGGUUUCCCGACCCUACCUAGCUUUUGGACGUCGAAAUCCCGACCCUAAACUUUUUUAUUGGAUCAUGCUUGUAAGUGUUUCCACUUAGAGGAAAAAGUUUGCAGAAAAUUGAAAUUUGAGGCAAUAUUAGGGAAAUUUAUCUUUGGAUGUGGAAGCACUGACUAAACAAAAUGGCGUCCGCUUGUUCGGAAAAUUAAAAAAAAAGUUAAAAAAAAAGUUAAAACCGACCUACCCUACCUAAGUUUUUAUAAAAAGAAACCGGAAACCCACAUAUUUUUUUUUUUGGCCUAACUCAUUCGCAGCUAAAAUUGCAAGUGUGAAUGGGCCUAAGUGUUAAAAUGUGCUACAUUGUUCUUGAAUUUUAGCUCAUCGCAGCGGAUUAAACACGUAGUCUUUAAAGUGACUCUAAAUGUAUAGAAAAUCAAUAUUCACUUGCAUGAUCACUCAGUGUCAUAUAAUGAGUAUCUGCUAUUUUCAUCUGAAGUAGACACUAUUAUAUAAAGUAGGUUCCGUUAAUGGCAUGAGAAGAAGUAUAAAGGAUAGCAGUCCAAUGACAAACAUGACAGCGACAACUAAAAAAGAUUAAAGCACACGUAUGAGC
Molecule: messenger RNA, 7475 nt
Organism: Paramuricea clavata
Lineage: Eukaryota; Metazoa; Cnidaria; Anthozoa; Malacalcyonacea; Plexauridae
Source: the annotation of a GenBank genome assembly